Messenger RNA from Saccoglossus kowalevskii, 2661 nucleotides. RefSeq lists its product as uncharacterized. Gene Ontology annotation, molecular function: protein binding. NCBI's taxonomy places the organism in Eukaryota, Metazoa, Hemichordata, Enteropneusta, Harrimaniidae. The record is from RefSeq and is a predicted model, not a curated record.
UGUGAGUACGUACAGGCUGUACCACGAUCAGUCCUUCAUUCAAGUCAUUGCUACUUUAUUUGGGCAGCGUUGAUAUCAGUUAUUGGUUAUCCUAGCAACGAAAACUUUCACCCAAGCACUAACCAAAUGCAGUCCUGUUCACUGUGCUGCCUCUAAGGGUAAUCUGAGCUGCUUAAAACUAUUAGUGGCUGCAAAAGCACCACUAAACAUGGCAAACAAGAAUGGAAACCAUCCUAUCCAUGAAGCAAUUCAUAAAGGACAUAUCGAUGUUGUGCAAUAUUUACUGGAGUUUGGUUGUGAUCCUAACUCUGCCAAUAAAAUUGGUAUGACAGGACUGCAUCAGGCGGCAGCUACCAAUAAUGAAGGAUUAUGUAAGAUGAUGAUAGACGCUGGCGCUAAUGUCAAUUUCAUCAUGACAUCAGAGAAGUACAAGUAUGUAACACCAUUGGACUACGCCAUUGACAGAGAAAGCAAUGAGUGCAUAGAAUUACUGAAAUCUGUCGGUGCAAGAAAAGGUUCUGAUAUCACAAAUGACGCUGCAAUUAUAAUAGGCAGGAACUAUAAAAGAUUAGUGAAUCGCAAACUAGAAGAGGAAAAGGAAAAAGAAAAAGAGCAACAAGAAAAAGAGCAGAAGGAAACAAAAAACGGUAAGAAGAAAAUGAAAAAAAAAAGUCAAGGACAGAAAGAUGAGUUUAAAAAAGGGGAUUUAAAACAGAAGACUGCAUUACAGACAAAUGUGGACAAGAGGAAUGAUGAAGUAGAUAAUUCUAGUGAAAUUGUUGAUGGUAACGACGUUAGUGUAGGUCGUAAAACAUCAGAGAAGCAUGUACGAAUUGAUAGCACUAAAAACACAGAAAAAGAUGAGGAUAAAAAAGACAAGAAAAUAAGUCCCUAUUUAGCACCUCAGCCAUGGAUGGACAGAACUCCUGCUGUCAGGAAGAGUGCUACUGGAUAUCAUUCCCAAAAUGGACAUCAUAAUGACUACAUUGGCGGGAAUUAUGAAAGUCCAAGGAGUAAAUAUGGAAAAUCACGAACAGAGAGCUGUCCGAAUACACCUAGAGAUAGCCUUCAUUCCUGGAACAGAGCAAAUAAUAACAAUAGAACAACUAAGAGUGCUGGUCCAAGAAUGGUUGGUGGGAGGAAUCCAAGAUCAUCUACGGCAAAUCCUGGAAAAAGGAGAUUUCCUCAAGGAUUGGAGUCUAAAAACGAGAAACAAAAAACUCUGGUUGACAUUUAUUUCCCUGCUGUUCCUAAUGGCAGAGGAUCUGAAUCUGGGAGAGAUGAUGAAAGAUCUCCUAGAUCACCAAGGUCUGGUUAUUCCCAUUCUCAACGGCAGGGUAGGAUAAAUCCUAUUGAUGUUGAGAAAGAUAUCGAAAAAAAGAUGGAUAACUGGGAUAAUUAUUUACAACGGGAAAUGUCAUUUCUUGAUGAAGUUAUACGAAGCAACCUUCCAGCUUUUGAUGAACUCCGAGAUGAAGCAGAACGAUACAAAGGUGAAUUGAUGCGUGGAGUGAAUGUACUUAAAGCCGAGGUGGACAUCAAUACAAAAAAAUUACAAGAAGAACUGAGGAAGAAUGAGGAAAAAGACAACGAAAACAUGAGAAAAUAUGAAGAAGAAAUCCAGGAAGGACUUGAGAAAGCUGAGAGAACUUUUAAGAGAGUGUCAUCCAAUGCAAGAAUUAUAAGUGUUGAAAGUCAACAAGAAAAUGAUAAACAAGAUGAAGACCUGAGUAAAGUAGUUAGCGUAAAAAGACCAACGUUGGAGCAGUGGUUACGAAGAAAGACAAUGGAUUACCAUUCACCACGAUACAAUGAUGACGAGUAUGAAGAUUUAGAUGAUUACAAUGAAAUGAGACGAAGCAAACAUGAAGAGUGGAUUCGUAAAAAAAAUGAAGAUUAUCGACGAAAGAAACAAGCCUUACGAACAAACAAUGUACAUAUUUAUUCUUCUAAAAUAUCGAAAGUAAAUCGACCAAUCACAUCAUAUAGAAGAGAACAUACACCAAGUUCACUUGAUACCAGACCUUCAACAAGUAAUGUUACCCAUGAAGACACCUUUGACCUCAGAGCUCCAAUUGAAAAUGGUGAAAGAAAAGGUCAGAAAUCUAAAAGUGGUCUGGUUCGUAUGGAAUCUUAUCAGUAUCAACAAAAUGUUAAAGACAAAAAACUUAAAGAUCAAAGGUCAAAUCGCACUUCAUCCCAGAUGUCAACUCCAACAUCGUCCCUAUCACCACGGCAAUCGUUAUCAUCUGAAGGCGCUGUAACUGGAGAAUAGAUGCUUGCCAUCGACAUUGAAAUGUGCUAAUUUAAAGCAUUGUAUUUUUAAAUACAUGUAUUCUGAUAUACAGUAGUUUACAAGGUAGUAUUUCUAACAGAGUGAAUAGAUCAACUGUAAACAGACAGCAUUAGUCUCUAUAUUAGCAUUCAAAAUGAUGAACAAAAUACCGGGUAACAUUAGAUGCUGGUCAAAAACAUCACAUUCCAUUCAGUAUUUCUACUUUGCAUUAUUUUAUUUAUUUUGUUAUUUAUUUAUAAGUGAAAGUGUAUAUUGUUAUAUGUUAUAAAACUUGCUAUGGAACAAAGAUAUUUACACUGUGCUAUACAUACAACUAUGUUUGGUAAUGUUGCAGCCAUCUGUCAGCAUUUACUGAAUACAUCACA